GAUCCAUGCAGUCCAGCCCCUUUGUGGGGAAACUUGGUGGAUUUUCACGUUGAAAUUAUGCGCGUGACUUUUCUUUUUGUGGAGGUUGUUAUGACCCCGCGUGCUGCGGGGUUAUCGCAGCUGAAUGUCACUCCUGACGUGAGACAAUUGUUCACAUAUCUCCACAGAUCGGGGAUUAAAGAGGCUAAGAGAGGAUGUACCAGAAACCUCUCUGACUUUAGCUUGAGGUUUUAAUACAUUUUAAAGUUAUUUUUAAUAACUUUUCUAAUUCCUCGUUAAAUCAGCAGAUCUUCUUUAACUUUGCUCGGAUUUCUGAACCUGACGCUAAUAGGAGCCACAGAGACAGUGUGUCAUUAGGCUCAUGUCAUUUCCCAUUAAGAGAGGCUUGUGAGUGGAGACCGCCCCAGACUCCGCCGCUGCUGCUGCCGCAUCCCAACUCAAAUCCUGGUUUUCAUUCACACACACUUUUCCCACCGGGCGGGAUGGAGGCGCUUCAGCCAGCGCGCAGAGCCAACAGAGGACGCGUCCGCACCACGGCACACAUGGCCGCGAACUGGUGGCGAACAGUUUCCACUUCCAUCUGGAUAAUAUCUCUAGUUUCAAGCGCGAGGACGAGGAAUUAUUCUCCCAAUGAAGUGACCCUGCUGGAUACCAGGACAGUGCCAGGAGAGCUGAAAUGGGCAGCCAGUCCUUCAGAGGGAGGGUGGGAGGAGGUGAGCAUCAUGGAUGAGAAGAACAUUCCUAUCAGGACAUACCAGGUGUGUAACGUCCUAGAACCCAAUCAGAACAACUGGCUGCGGACGGAUUGGAUACCUCGGUCCGGUGCUCAGCGGGUUUACGUUGAAGUCAAGUUCACUUUGAGAGACUGCAACAGCCUCCCGGGAGUCACCGGCACCUGUAAGGAGACAUUCAAUCUGUACUACCACGAGUCAAACGAAGACAGAGAGAGCUACAUCAAAGAGAGCAGCUUCAUUAAGGUGGACACUGUGGCAGCAGACGAGAGCUUCACCCAGGUGGACGUCGGAGACCGCAUCAUGAAGCUGAACACGGAGGUGCGAGAUGUAAAAGUCACAACGCGGAAGGGCUUCUACCUGGCCUUUCAGGACGUGGGCGCCUGCAUCGCUUUGGUUUCGGUCCGAGUUUUCUAUAAAACCUGCCCGCUCACUGUCAGAAAUCUGGCCACGUUUCCCGACACGGUCACAGGUGCUGACACGUCCUCCUUGGUGGAGGUCAGAGGGUCAUGUGUGAACCAAUCAGAAGAAAGGGAGGAGCCUAAAAUGUACUGUGGUGCUGAUGGGGAGUGGUUGGUUCCUAUUGGGGGAUGUCUGUGCAAACCAGGAUAUGAAGAGAAGAGUGGAACGUGUAAAGCCUGUUCUGCUGGUUUUUAUAAGGCCAAGGCUUCAGAUGCCGAGUGCUCCAAGUGUCCUCUGCACAGCCAUUCGCUCAGAGACGGGGCCAAUGUGUGCGACUGCCACACGGGAUUCUUCCGUGGUGACGCUGACCCUUCGUCCAUGGCCUGUACCCAACCACCAUCCGCACCCCAGCAGCUCAUCUCUGUGGUGAACGAGACUUCGGUGGUGUUGGAGUGGGCCCCCCCUCGUCGGCUCGGAGGGAGAAGCGACACCAGUUACAGUCUGGAGUGUCUCAUCUGUCAAAGCGGAAGCCGCGCUCCAGCCGACGGUCGGGCCGCUCCGAGGAACCGCACCGUUUCCCAGCCUCAGCUUCAACAUGGCGGAGUAGGGAUGCAGUCAGACCAAGGGAUUGUGGGACCUGAAGUGCAGCUGGGCAGAGGGGUUCUCCAGAGCUGGCCCGGUUCUGACAUCAGCUCUCAGCUUUGUCUGCCCUGCGGCUCGGACGUGCUCUUCUCUCCGGACCAGACGGGCCUGCAGACCACCAGGGUGGUGGUGAGCAAGCUCAGGGCCCACACACACUACACCUUCAUUGUCCACUCGCGCAAUGGGGUUUCCCAGGUCAGUGGAGCAGGGGCAUCGCAGAGCGCAUCCGUCAGCGUCACCACCAACCAAGCAGCUCCAUCACCAGUGUCAACAAUCCAAGUCACAGAUGUCACCAGGCACAGUUUGUCAUUGUCAUGGCAACAGCCGGAGAGACCAAAUGGGGUCAUCCUGGAAUACGAGGUCAAGUUCUAUGAAAAGGAUCAGAGAGAGAGGUCAUACCGCAUAAUGAGGACUUUCCAGCGGAGUGUCGACGUCACAAGUCUCAACCCCCUCACGGUUUACGUGUUCCACGUGCGUGCUCGCACAGCCGCCGGAUAUGGAGAUUAUAGCACUCCAUUUGAAUUCUCCACUAAUUCAGAUCCCUUCCCUCUGAUUGGUGAAGGUGUUAACUCCGCCUUCCUGCUGUUGUCCAUCAGCGCCGUUGGAAUUUUACUCCUCAUUUCUGCUGCAGUUUUCAUCAUUAGCCGCAGGAGGAGCAAGUACAGUAAAACAAAGCAGGACUCGGAGGAGGAGAAGCAUCUAAACCCCGGAGUCAAAAUCUACGUGGAUCCGUUUACAUAUGAAGACCCGGAUCAGGCCAUCCACGAGUUCGCCAAAGAGAUUGAUGUCAGCAGUAUUCAUAUCGAGAAGGUUAUUGGCAUAGGAGAAUUUGGAGAGGUGUGCAGUGGCCGGUUGCGCAUGCAGGGGAAGAGGGAGAUCUACGUGGCCAUCAAGAGUCUGAAGGUGGGGUACUCUGACAAACAGAGGAGGGACUUCCUGUCCGAGGCGUCCAUCAUGGGACAGUUUGACCACCCCAACAUCAUCAGGCUGGAGGGCGUCGUCACGCGAUGCAAACCGUUGAUGAUCAUUACUGAAUACAUGGAAAAUGGGUCUCUUGAUGCAUUCCUUCGAAAACACGACGGCCAGUUCACGGUGAUCCAGCUGGUGGGCAUGCUGCGCGGCAUCGCCUCAGGUAUGAAGUACCUGUCAGACAUGAGCUACGUUCACAGAGACCUGGCUGCCCGAAACAUCCUGGUCAACAGCAACUUGGUGUGUAAGGUGUCGGACUUCGGCCUGAGUCGAGUUCUGGAGGACGACCCCGAGGCGGCGUACACAACGAGGGAAGCCACAGGCUCCUAUCUGUCCCCUGGAGGGAAGAUCCCCAUCAGAUGGACGGCUCCAGAGGCUAUAGCCUACAGGAAGUUCACCACAGCCAGCGAUGUGUGGAGUUAUGGGAUCGUCAUGUGGGAGGUGGUUUCAUACGGAGAGAGACCCUACUGGGACAUGAACAACCAAGAUGUGAUUAAAGCGAUAGAAGAAGGCUACCGGCUGCCUGCUCCCAUGGACUGUCCUGUGGUGCUGCACCAGCUCAUGCUGGAUUGUUGGGAGAGAGAGCGAACAGAGAGACCCACCUUUAGCCAGAUACUCAACAUGUUGGAUAAACUCAUCCGCAACCCUGGAACGCUGCGCCGCACAGGAGGGGACAGACCUUCAGGUGCAAUGUUAGAGUCGAGGGUGGGCUCGGAGGUGUGUGUGUCCGUUGUACCAGAGGUGUGUGUGCCACAGUGGUCAGAGUGUGAGUGGCUGCAGUCCAUUGGGCUGGAGAUGUACAGAGACGUCCUCGCUACUGCAGGAUACACCAGCCUGGACAGUUUCCUGGCUCUCACGCACCAGGAGUUGGACAGACUUGGGAUAAUCACGCCAUCACAUCAGGACUUAAUCAUUGCUAGUGUGCAGCAGGAAAUGUUGUCUCAGAUGCAACACAUGCAACACUCGAUGGUUCCGGUCUGAGCCGGAGAACGGCUACAAACCCGUUUUUCAGAAGGAUUUCAUUUACCUCAUCUGUGCACUUUAGAGGAACUGCUCACCAGUGGAAAUCUGAGAACUGAAGGAAAAUAAAAACACAGCGGAGGAAGAAAGGAGGGAAUGAAAAGCAGCACUUUUGUGAACUUCCGUCCGGCGGAGUUUUCUAAAACCAUGGGCGAAGUGGGCGUGGCCACAGAUAGGACUAACGCCUAAUCCUGGUUCCAGCUCUGUUUUUUCAUAUCUGUUUGGUGAAGGCUGACACGUGCAUAAGCAGAAUGGCUUCCAAGGUGUUUUCUUCACGCUUCACUUGAAUUAAACGUUUUCCAUUUUGUUAAUUCCAAUUUAUGCGUGUGUGUGCGCGCGUCUGUGUGUGUGUAGCAUGAAUGCAUUCAACACGAACGUUCUCUGUGAAGAUGUCGGCUAUCUUUAGGUAAUCUUAUGCAAAUUAAAAGACGUAGUGGGAGACCCUGGACAGAAUGUAUCGUCUGAAGCUCUUACUGCUUUUGUAAGGAUUGUUUUAACAAACGGUAUGAUUUGAUUGUAUUUUUAUUCUUCUUUUAUUUUCUUAAAUUUCUAUUGUAUGAACUAUUGUUUCUGUAGAUGUUUAGAUUAGAGCUGUUGUGUCUGUACAUACGUCUCCUGUUUGAUGCUGAGAAUUAGCUACUUGAACCUUUUUGUUUAUUUAUGGUCCUUUUUUAUCGACUUUGUACAUUGUAAAAUAGAAACACCGAAGGGGUAUUGUAAUGAGUGCCAUAUUGCAUUGCAAUAAAUGCCAAACUCA
Nothobranchius furzeri (turquoise killifish) is the source of this 4521-nucleotide messenger RNA. Its product is annotated as ephrin type-A receptor 4-A. The record is from RefSeq and is a predicted model, not a curated record. Gene Ontology annotation, biological process: ephrin receptor signaling pathway; axon guidance; protein phosphorylation. Gene Ontology annotation, molecular function: transmembrane-ephrin receptor activity; protein binding; ATP binding. Gene Ontology annotation, cellular component: dendrite; plasma membrane. NCBI's taxonomy places the organism in Eukaryota, Metazoa, Chordata, Actinopteri, Cyprinodontiformes, Nothobranchiidae.